GCCCACAUGUUCACUACCGACGUGUGGCGAACCGCAAGCGUAUUCUCCCAGUUCAGACGGACUGCAAGUUCGGUGCGGUUGUGUGUGCUCUCCUGCUAUUUCACCUAUCAGUCCGCACGAGUUGCCCGGCGCGUGAAGGUAACAAGACCGAUCUAUCUGUCUCAGCUUACCUGCCGAUCGGCCGAUUAAAGAAUAGCUGAAUAGCAGUUGUCGCAAUGAGUGUGCGCGGCAAGCAAGUGCAAAAUGGUACAACCUACGAGUUUGAUUAUAUGCGAGUACCUGAUACCAGAACGCGUUGGCAGAUAUUUCGCGACGGUAUCCACAAUCCCCAAGAAGGAACGUAUUGUGGUCAUCCACCAAAAAAAUGGGGCAUGACUGUUAUCUUCUAUGCUUGCUUCUAUGCCGGACUGGCGAUACUUUUCAGCAUUUGCAUGAAAGCCAUGCUCGCCACAUUGAGCUACGAGAAACCGAAGUGGACUCUAAGUAGCAGUCUCAUAGGCACCAAUCCAGGUUUGGGUUUUCGACCGAUUCCGGAAAAUCCUGAUGAAAGAUCGCUCGUUUGGUAUAGCGCGUCGAAUGCAACCGAAGUACAAAAAUGGACGCGACGUUUGGAUGAGUUCUUGGAACACUACAUCAACUCGUCACUGUUACCGAAUGGCGGCAGAAACCAGCAGAUCUGUAACUACACUAUGCCAGCAAAAUCUGGUAACGUAUGCGCAGUCGACAUAAACAAUUGGGGCCCGUGUGCGCCAAGUCGACAAUACGGCUUCAACAACUCGGCACCUUGCAUCUUCAUUAAACUUAACAGGAUAUAUGGAUGGGUUCCUGAGUACUACAACGACACUCAGAAUUUGCCAUCCGAUAUGCCAGCUAGCUUAGUUAAUUACAUCAAGAGAAUCGACGCUUCAUGGCUAAAUACGGUUUGGGUGUCCUGCAGAGGAGAAAAUCCUCAUGACGUUGAAAACAUUGGUCAGUUGGAUUAUUAUCCGAAAGGACAUGGCUUUCCAGGAUUCUAUUAUCCAUAUGAGAAUGUUCCCGGAUACUUAAGUCCAGUCGUUGCCAUUCACUUUCGUCGACCAAUAAGAAACCAAAUCAUCAACGUGGAAUGCCGAGCAUGGGCGAAGAACAUUCAAUACAGCUCAAUUAGAUCCGAAAAGAAAGGUGCGGUACACUUUGAAUUGAUGGUUGACGAGUGAUCGUUGCAAAUCGCGACGUUGCGAUCAUAAGGGUCGUCACUACCCUCGGUAUCUCCGAUUUUGUAGUUUGAUUAUGUGAUUAGGAAAUCUUGCGGUACACAAAACGAAUUCAAGCAUGUCGAGAAACACCGCGAGGUGUUUGGAUUUCUCAUUAUGAUAACGAAUCACCCUUCGCAUCUGAAAGAAAUUUAUAGAUUAAUAAAUUCUUUAUUUUCUAAUGA
Molecule: messenger RNA, 1417 nt
Organism: Linepithema humile (Argentine ant)
Lineage: Eukaryota; Metazoa; Arthropoda; Insecta; Hymenoptera; Formicidae
Source: RefSeq, a predicted model, not a curated record